Molecule: messenger RNA, 1206 nt
Organism: Anneissia japonica
Lineage: Eukaryota; Metazoa; Echinodermata; Crinoidea; Comatulida; Comatulidae
Exons: 2
Coding region: 130-1014 (294 amino acids)
Biological process (GO): DNA integration
Molecular function (GO): nucleic acid binding
Source: RefSeq, a predicted model, not a curated record
GUAAAGACAAAAACGCUACUCCGAGAAAAGGUUUGGUUUCCGAAUAUUGACAGUAUAGUAGUAAGCUUGUGUAAUUCUUGUAUUCCGUGCCUUAGCACAUAUGAUGCAAAACCGCGUGAAUCGUUGAAAAUGACACAAUUGCCGGAUUCAAAGUGGUCUCACUUAGCGGCUGAUUUUUAUGGCCCAUUUCCAUCCGGGGAACACCUUCUUGUAGUCAUAGAUGAGUACUCCAGAUUCCCGGAGGUCGAAAUAAUUAGGUCACUUGCAGCAAAGACUGUCAUUCCGGUAUUAGAUAAAUUAUUUUCAUCGCGAGGAAUACCGGACAAGUUCAAAACUGAUAACGGCCCACCAUUCAAUGGAGACGAAUUUAAAGCUUUUGCGCGUGGUCUAGGGUUUAAACACCAAAGAAUAACUCCAUGUUGGCCAGAGGCCAAUGGAUGUGCGGAGCGAUUCAUGAAAACAAUUGGCAAGGUGUGCAAAUGCGCCCAAGUGGAAGGUAAAUCAUGGAAAAAAGAACUAUACAAAUUCUUACGUAACUAUCGCGCCACUCCCCACACGUCGACUGGCAUCCCGCCAGCAACGAUAGCAAAUGGUAAGCCGUUAAAAACUAAGCUUCCACAGAUACCUGAGGUUGGUUGUAUGCCAGAAGUGAUACAUGACAAAUUAAAACUCAAUGAUAAACAGUCAAAACAAAAAAUGAAAACACAUGCUGAAAUUAAGCGAAACAUAAAACCAUCUAGCAUCCAAGUGGGUGAUAAAGCAUUAAUCAAAAACUUAGAGAAAGGUAAAUUGAAGCCUAAAUACGAAGCUAAGCCUUUCACAGUAGUUAAGGUUAAUGGUGACAUGGUCAUUGCAAAAAGAGGCAGCGAAACAAAGGCAAGGAAUAAAAGCUAUUUUAAGAAAAUAGACAAAGGUGGUAUAGUAAGGGAAAAUGCACUACCAACUAGGGAUACACAUUCUCAGGAUUCUCGUCCAAAGAGGCGUAUCACUCCACCUAACCGUUUAGACCUUUAAUAUAGGCUACUAUACACAGGAAAGAAUUACUACACGAUAAAACUCACGUGUAAAGUACUUUAUGAGGUUUAUUGUUCAUCAAAAAAAAUAAAUAAAUAAAUAAAAAAAAAAUAAAAUAAAAUAAAAUAAAAAUACAACGUAUAUAUCACUAAAUGAAGUCUGUACUUGUUCUUACUUAACCAAAUGUUUAAA